Messenger RNA from Pistacia vera, 1411 nucleotides. RefSeq names its product ankyrin repeat-containing protein C6C3.08-like. Gene Ontology annotation, molecular function: protein binding. The transcript has 6 exons. The coding region runs from base 17 to 883 and encodes 288 amino acids. Lineage: Eukaryota; Viridiplantae; Streptophyta; Magnoliopsida; Sapindales; Anacardiaceae. The record is from RefSeq and is a predicted model, not a curated record.
GGAGGAAAUCCCUUACAUGGAGCAAAGAGUCACCAAUAACGGUUUCAAUCAGAGCAGUGAACUACUGGAGCAUGUUCAACCUCACAAAGAGAUGAAGUUCAGCGGUAAAGAUGAAUCCAGUAGUUGGAGUCAUGACCCUCCGGAGAGAGAAAUGAAUCCAAUUAAUGAGGAGAUUAAGGAUCAUGUUCGGUACAGGAAAUUAUACAAGGCUUUACAAGAAAAUGACUGGAAAAGUGUAGAUGAUUUCAUAAGGCUAAAUUCUGAUGCCUUGACAGCCAAUAUUAGAGUACAUUGGCAGGAGACCAUUUUUCACAUAAUUACUCGGAAGUUAGGCACACCCUUUUGGCUUAUCAAGAAGCUUGUUUCAAAGGUCCCUCCAAAGCAACUAGAACAGUUGACAGAUCGGUAUGGCGGAACGGCUUUGUUCUGCGCUGCUUCGUUCGGAAAUAAAAAGGCUGCAGAAGCUUUUGUGGAUAGGAACAAGGAUUUGCCCAACUUUCCGAACAUCUAUGGUUUACUUCCGAUUCACCGAGCUGCGGCAUGUGGCCACAAGGAGAUGAUUCAAUAUCUACUGAAAGUGACAACUGCUCCUUUGAAUGAUGACAAAGGCGUUACACUGCUAAAAAGUUUGAUUAGUUCUGGACUCUAUGGUUCAGCUUUUGAUUUAUUGAAGAAAUAUCCGGACUUAAUAUCUAAGACUGAGGACAGAGGAAGUAUAUUAGAAGCGCUGGCUAAUAAGCCUCUUGCAUUUGAAAGUGGGAGUGGGUUUGGCUUUUGGCGACGCUUAAUCUAUCAUUGGAUUCCUUUACAGGAAGAACAUAUUCAUUACCCUGAAAAUGUGCAUGGAGAUGAAGAGAAUCAAAUUGAGAGUUCAAAGAAGUAAAACAAUUCACUUUUUUUGGAUCUAUCGUUCGACAAAUCCUCACUAGAUUUGGUGCUUUGGGCCAAAGAUUACACAUUAUGCUCUGGAAUGCCCUCACACAUUUAGUUCCAGGCAUCAAAUACAUUCGUGAUACGAAGUUAAUGCACAUGCAAACCCUUGAAAUAGUUCGAAUUAUGUGUCAUGAGGGAGUUAUUUGGAGUAGUGAAGAAGCCUCCCAGUCAUUGUGCAACCCAAUUCUCACAGCCGCAAGAUUGGGGAUUUGCGAGAUUGUCCGUGAAAUUCUGAAGGCCUAUUUCUAUUCUUACACUUUUGGGAAUGAAAACCGACAUGCUAUAUUUCAUCUUGCAAUUUUACAUCGCCAGGAAAAAGUUUUUAAUCUAGUAAAUAAAAUGGACUCGUUUUUAUGGGAGUGGAAAGCGGCCAACAAGUAUGAAAGAACCAACAACAUUUUGCAUUUAACUGCACGGUUGGUAAUUUCAAGUCAAGUCUCUGGCGCAGCAUUGCAAAUGCAAAGAGAGUUACAAUGGU